GGUAAUAGUAAUCAAAUAGUAAUCAAAAUUUAAUUAAAUAAAUAGCUUAUGAAAGAAAAACAUAAUGAAUAUAAACUAUUUGUUUCUAUCCGUCAUCUUUGGUCUAAUAAUUUCACUGGCCUCCGGGCGCGUACGUCCAGCCGGCGAUAUGGGCAACAGUAUCGAGCGUUUUGAAAAUGGUUUUCCCAAACGAGACUACGAACUAUACCGCAAACGGGUUUCGGGUGACAUGUCGGAGGCGAUACCAGAAUCGAGUGGUCAGUUUGAGUUUGCAAGUGUAGGCAACUAUGGUAUCGAGCAGAGGGAGGCUGAGGCCGACCUCAAGGCCGCAAAGGAAGCGGAAAAGCAUAUGAAAAGCAAUUUAAAUUAAUUAAACCAAUUAAUGAAAAGUACAGAUGUUUUGUUUGUUUAUUGUUGUUGAGAGAGAUAUUAUAUAAUACUAUUUCUAGUAAUUUACUUACAUUUCUAAUAUAAUAUUUUCUUAAUGAUAGAUAAUAA
Molecule: messenger RNA, 498 nt
Organism: Oppia nitens
Lineage: Eukaryota; Metazoa; Arthropoda; Arachnida; Sarcoptiformes; Oppiidae
Exons: 2
Coding region: 65-370 (101 amino acids)
Source: RefSeq, a predicted model, not a curated record